Carassius auratus (goldfish) is the source of this 631-nucleotide messenger RNA. RefSeq names its product serine/threonine-protein kinase pim-2-like. The coding region runs from base 125 to 631 and encodes 168 amino acids. Gene Ontology annotation, cellular component: cytoplasm. Gene Ontology annotation, molecular function: protein serine/threonine kinase activity; ATP binding. Gene Ontology annotation, biological process: negative regulation of apoptotic process; regulation of mitotic cell cycle; protein autophosphorylation. Lineage: Eukaryota; Metazoa; Chordata; Actinopteri; Cypriniformes; Cyprinidae. The record is from RefSeq and is a predicted model, not a curated record. The transcript has 2 exons.
UUCAUUUUAACCACAGUCUACAGUUGAGCUUUACUAGAAAUUAUUUGUGAAUAAUUUGGGAAACCACCUCCAUCUAAGCAUCAUGUUUUCUUUCUGUUAGCGUGGUCAUCCCAAACGUCUGCCAAUGGAGAUUGGCCUGAUGCUCAUGGCCAACAAUGGCCCCAGCGUUUCCCAGAUCAUUAAGCUGCUUGACUGGGAGGAUGACACAGAUCACUACGUGAUAGUCAUGGAGCGACCAGUGCCUUGCGUGGAUUUGUUUACUUUUGUGGAUGAUGAAGAAAAGCUUGACGAGGGGAUUGCUAGAAAUAUUAUGCGGCAGAUCAUUGAUGCGGCUAAAACUUGCUGUGAUCGUGGCGUCUUCCAUCGUGAUAUAAAACUGGAGAACAUCUUGGUGAACCAGGACACCAUGGAGGUCAAAUUAAUUGACUUCGGCUGCGGUGCAGUCAUGAAGAGAUCUGCCUUCAAAUCCUUUUGUGGCACGAAAGAGUACUGUCCACCUGAGUUCAACUUGAAGGGCAGGUACAAAGCAAAGCCAACCACAGUGUGGACACUAGGGUUCAUCUUGUUUGAAAUGCUGUGCGGGGAUUGCCCUACAUCCAUCGAUCGACACAAGAUCACUGUGAACCUCUAG